This is a messenger RNA of Aspergillus chevalieri, 447 nucleotides long. RefSeq lists its product as uncharacterized. Lineage: Eukaryota; Fungi; Ascomycota; Eurotiomycetes; Eurotiales; Aspergillaceae. The transcript has 3 exons. The coding region runs from base 1 to 447 and encodes 148 amino acids. The record is from RefSeq and is a predicted model, not a curated record.
AUGUCCCGCAUCUCCAAUGACGACCAAUUCCAGUUCCUCAUAAGCUGCAUCCGUCACUCCAACAACGGAAAGAUUGACUACACGGAGGUCGCCAAAGAAUGCUCCAUCGUUUCUCGUGGAGCGGCCGUCAAACGAUACUCCAGACUCAUGAAAGCCCACGGAAUUAACACCGGCGGAGGCAUAAACACCACCACUUCCACCUCUACCCCUACCGGUAGCACGAACACCACUCCCAAGAAACCGAAGAUGAAUCACAAACGCAAGACCACCACUGACUCCGAGACAGAGACGGAGAGUAAUGGCAAGGCUAAGGCAUCGAAGAGAGGAAAGAAGGAUAGGGCUGUUGAGAGCGCGGAGAAGGUAUUGAAGAAGGCUGGUCUUGAUAUUGUCAAGGAGGACGAAGAUGCGGAGGAGAAGAUCAAUGGCGAGGCUGAGGAUUCUGAGUAA